AUGGCGACGAGUACAAGCACGUCGAGCACGCCGAUGGAGGACACGAUCCGGCGAAAAGUCACGGAAGCCCUGAGUCCAACGGAGCUGAAGAUCCGAAACGAUUCACAUAAACAUGCGCACCACCAGGCCAUGGCGGGCGCGACGUCCAAGGAGACGCAUUUCUACCUCGAUGUCAUUUCGCAGUCUUUUGCUUCAAAGACCCAACCCGCCCGCCAUCGGAUGAUCUACUCCCUUCUCAAGGAAGAACUGGAACAGCCCGGCGGCAUCCAUGCGCUGCAGCUGCGCACCAAGACUCCCGAGGAGGAGGAGAAGCUCAAGUCCAAGGCGGCUGGAGAUGCGUGA
This is a messenger RNA of Capronia epimyces CBS 606.96, 342 nucleotides long. RefSeq names its product BolA protein. The coding region runs from base 1 to 342 and encodes 113 amino acids. The record is from RefSeq and is a predicted model, not a curated record. NCBI's taxonomy places the organism in Eukaryota, Fungi, Ascomycota, Eurotiomycetes, Chaetothyriales, Herpotrichiellaceae. The transcript has 3 exons.